GUCUACUUGGCGAGAAUUUUUUCUUUAAUUCAGGAGAUUUUAUCAUUCUGGAAGGAGGCCUUCUUGUAUCUCUGUGCUUUGAGAAGGGCCUUAAUUUUGAUAGAAACCUGUAGGCAACACUGGGGGAGACACACGCUGGAAUUUCCUCAAGUGGGAGUGAGCUUUCAUAAAACAAGUCCAGGCAUGUCUAGGCAAUUGGUAGCAUUUGAUUUUUUUUGUUUAUAUUGCUGAUUUCCUUUACCCAGAUGUUUUGACACCCUUGUCUACCGUUUCUCUACUGAACUGGCAGCUUGUUUGUGGCAAUUUGGUAUCAGUAUGUCUCCGUACAGGUGAUAUGAUUUGAAGACCUGACUUCUCAUCGCCCAUUGGAGCAUGCCCAAGGCUUUCCUACCCAAUGAUCCUCUUGCAACACGCCGGGCUUCCUCCGCCUAAGCGGUCCUCAUCCUCUCCUCCUAUGUCAGUGGCCGCCAGGUCUACAGGAACCUUGCAGCUCCCGCUGCAGAAGCCUUUUGGGCAGGAGGCUUCCUUGCCUCUGGCAGGGGAAGAAGAGUUACCUAAGGGAGGGGAGCAAGACUCUGCCCUGGAGGAGCUAUGUAAGCCCCUGUACUGCAAACUCUGUAAUGUCACCUUGAACUCAGCGCAGCAAGCCCAGGCUCAUUAUCAGGGUAAAAAUCAUGGUAAGAAACUCCGAAAUUACUAUGCAGCGAACAGCUGUCCCCCCCCUGCCCGGGUGAGCAGUGCCGUGGCAGCUGUGGCCGCCCCCGCUGCUCCAGUCCCUCCGCAGAUGGGCUCCUUCAAGCCGGGAGGCAGAGUGAUCCUGGCCACAGAGAACGAUUACUGUAAGCUCUGUGAUGCCUCCUUCAGUUCCCCGGCUGUGGCUCAGGCUCACUAUCAAGGGAAGAAUCAUGCCAAGAGGCUGCGGCUGGCAGAAGCUCAGAGUAACUCGUUCUCAGAAUCCUCAGAGGCUGGUCAAAGGCGGACCCGGAAAGAAGGGAAUGAAUAUAAGAUGAUGCCUAAUAGGAGAAAUAUGUAUGCAGUACAGAAUAAUUCAGCAGGUCCUUACUUCAAUCCCCGCUCUCGGCAGAGAAUUCCACGUGACCUGGCCAUGUGUGUUACUCCAAGUGGCCAGUUUUACUGCUCAAUGUGUAAUGUUGGGGCUGGCGAAGAGAUGGAAUUCCGGCAGCAUUUGGAGAGCAAGCAACAUAAAAGCAAGGUGUCGGAACAGCGGUACAGGAGUGAGAUGGAGAAUCUGGGAUAUGUAUAGUGAUGGUCUGCAGGUAGAGCAGCUUGGCCUGCCUGUUGUUUGCCUUCUGUCAGCCUGCCCUGCUUGUGGUCCUUUUGAUAUGAGCACCUUCCUCCGCUUAAUGUUAAUACAUGUAACCUGCAGUGGUACCAUGAGAUGUCAAAACUGGGGAGGGAAAAGAACGUGCUUCUUAGGUCAUGAUGCUUUUUCAGGUCAGUUGUGUUGAGCUACUAAAAGCAUGUGACCUACCUACCCCAUGAGAAAUAACUUUUUUAUCUUGACCACGAUCUGGUCGACUAGUAGCCUGACUACUUAGAGCUUUAACUAUUUAAAAAUUUCAUCUUCUUUUGCAACUUUAGUUUUAUGUACUGUUAAGUAAAGAAUUUUAUUGCGUUCUCACUUCAGAUCACCAUAAAAACAGGUAGGCAGAGAUUUCCGUUUCCCAAGGCUUCUUAGGAACCACCACCUUAACUCAAUGCCUUGUCAUUAGGAUAUAGUGCUAUAAACUGCAUUACGGUCUUUCCCAGCACGCUUUUUCCCUUUAUCAUGUCCUCCCGUUAUUGAAGUGCAGGUUUUCGUGGAUUCAAACACUUCCGAUGUGCUUGUGGACUUCCAAACAGCGAAAGUUCAUUUCCAGUUGUGGAUUCCCCACAUUUAAAUUCGACCUUCUUCCCUCCUCUUUUCUUUUCCCCCCCAAUUGAAUUAGCUUGUCUAAUAAGCUCAUUUUCAUGCCCCAGCUAUGUUGUGGGGUUUCCAAGCCCUGCAUUUGAAUAUCCAAUAAGUUUAAGAUAGAUAUGAUAUUUUUUUAAAAAAUAUUUUUCAACAGGUUUUCGGAAAUGUAAAGAUGUAUUUGAUUUUUCAGUUUAGAGUUACUUCAUUGAUAAUAACAUGUAUUUAUAUGAUGGCCUCGAUCAUAAGUUCAGAUCUCUUGGUAUUUGUUUUGGCAGACUUUUUAGAUAAACUGAUCCUUACAUUUUACUUAGAUUCUUCUCUGUCUUGCUAGUUUGUUGGCUGUCCUGAAAAAUACCACUGCCUUACGUUUCAUAGAUAGAGAGGAAUUAAAAAAAGUUAACCAAAUUUCAGUAUCAUCAUUUCUAGUAGAAAAAUAUGUGAACUUUGAUUUCGUUCUUUAUAAUUCAGCUUCCUUGAAGAUAAUAGAAAUACGUUAUUGAUUAUUUUGGUAUCUGAUAAUUACACAGUAUUAUUUUUGUUUUCUGUUUUUAAAAUAAGAAGCUCUGGUGUAUGUCUAGAUUAACUAAUGGAACAUGUUUACGAACUUUCAGUAACUGUAUUUUAUCUACUUACUAUAUUUACUUGGAUAAGACCAGUGCUCAUCCAUACUCCUUUUGAAAGGCCACAUUCACUAGUAAGUUUAUAUUGAGCAGUAUCUUUGUACUAGGGUCAAUUCACAUUUGAUUGCUUAUAUUACUAAUUAAAAAUAAAACUCCUGUUUUUCCUUGGGAAUUCUACAGGCAAAGAGAUGGAGAGAAGGAAAAUUAUAAUCAUCAUUCUUUUCCUUUACUAUUUCUAAACAAUUUUUGAACAAUCUAGACCUAUAUUUAAAAUUCAGUUUUGUGAUUAACCUCUAGUACAAAAUGAAGUCACUCUUCUGUUGAAGUGGUGGUUUUUUGAAAAGUAGAAUUGUUUAGUAAUUUUUUUUCUUCCAGAAACAGAAGCAUGAAGUAGUGUUCUGUUGAGAUUCUAUCGAGACCUGUGACUCUUAAUCUAAAAACCUUUUUUGCAGCAAUCUAUAAAGUUCAAUUGACUAGUUUAGGGCAAUUGAGAGCUUAUUUUAUGGGUCAGUAGGUUAUUCAUUUUGCUGCUAAGUGUUAUUUUUUGGUAGAUUUUAAUAUUACAGUGCUGGCCACUUGGUUCUAUGAUUAUUUAAAAAUCUCAUCAUUUUUUUCCCUCUCUUUCUGUGUGUGUAUAUAUAUACAUACACACGGAUAUGUAUGUGUAUAUAUGUAUGUAUAUACAUAUACACAUACACGUAUAUAUAAAACUAUGUAUAUAUAGUUUUAUGUGAUACCAUAGAGAAGAUUCCAUUGAAUCCUUAUUUCAGAUAAUAGUAAAAGAUUGUGGAUAAGAAUUUACAUUUUGUAAAAGUGGCAUUCAUUCACUUUCAGUUUUUCCUUUGCAAAUAAAAUUAAAUGAAGGGUUUCUCUCACUCUCCCCACUUAAUUUCAUUAUAUUUAUACAAAAAGCAGUGGACUUAAGGCCUUGAUAUUUUUCCUGGCCUUGUGUAUUCAGGUUUCCAGUCUCCUAGUGCCCUUAAUGGAUGUUAGGAAUGCAUAGACGCAUCUUCUUUUAAAGAAAAAAGUUAGAUUUAUAGUGUUACUUCUUACUUGCUAUAUUUCUUUGCACUAAAAAAGAGCUAUGUGUUUGUUUCAUAUGACACUUUAGAUACCAUAUUGCCUACAAUACUCGGUUUACUCCUUAAUUUCCAAACUCUAGCAAGUUGAUAUGUUCCAUGAAAUGUUCCGAUCAUUUACAGUGGUUACAUACACAUUCCUCCCAAAGAAUCACAGAUACCUAUGACAGCGGGUUGUGUUUUGGGGUUGUUACCUUGCAGUAUUCUCCUGUGUUUCAUAGGUGAAACAAAGGGUGACAGAGGUUAUCAGAAAGGAAAUGCCUAAGUAAAUUCAUCUCUGCAUGGUACAAUUUCUCAUAUUGAUGCAUUCCUGAUAGAUAGUGUUUUUUCCCUAUUAAAGAAGGCUGUUGUUACUUCUGCAGUCAGUGAUACGUGAUCUCCGUUGGUUUCAUUUUGUGAAGUCCAGUCCUGCUCUGUAGUGUGCUUUAGGAUCUGCACCCUGUGCUCCCCAGGAAUCAUGUUAGUAUCUUUUUAUAUGCUGUAUAUAAGGACGGACAGAGGCCUAAACAACGGAAAACCUUCAGUUAAAUAAAGUAGAUUUCAGUGAUCAUUGGCAAGAAGAACUCAGAGCAUCCAAGUCUCUUUGCUCUGUGAAUAUCUUCGUGUAAGUCAUCAUUCAAAAUCAAUGUUAGAAGAUAACAACUAGAGACUAUUCUAAGAUAUUGAGGGCAAGAAGUUGUAAAGGAAAAAUUCCAUGUUCCAAUUAAAAGAUUGGAUUGUAUAUGCCUUCGAAGUGUUUUUUUGAAAGGUUAAGCUACAAAACUGAGUGUGCCAUGUAAUCCUUUUGACUCGACACUGACCAGAAAAUACUUUGUUGGUCUCAUCUUUGUAUAUCAUGUGCUGCAACUUGUAAAUAUGUGCAUGUUGUUUGUUACGGUUGUUUGUCUGCUUGUCUGUUAUUGCACUGAAUUCUGCAAGGUGAAUAUUUUUUUAUACCAUUCAUUUCAAAAAAGUUCCUUCUCCAACUCUUCCUCACUAUCUGCUUUUCUAAUUAGUUGGUAAACUUAGAAAACCAUUUCAGAUUUUUGAAACCCUGUGAUUGAAUGAAGGAUUGUGGCUAUCUGAGAUCAACCUUAUGUCCCUCUGACUUAAACAGCUAAAGGGAAGCAUGAAAUCUUCCGUUUUAUUUUACAGAGCUGUUCUGCAAACCUAGUAUACUUGCUCAUAGCUAUCUAUCUACACUUCGAACAAGGAUUAAAGGAGAAAUAUAUAUAUAUUUCAUGUUUAUAUGUAAACAUAUAUACAGUCAUGAUCCACAUAAUGAUAUUUUGGUCAACAAUAGACUGCAUAUAUGAUGGUGGUCCCAUAAGAUUAGUACCAUAUAGCCUAGGUGUGUAGUAGGCUCUAUAUAUAGGUUUGUGUACGUACACCCUAUGAUGUUCUCACAAUGACGAAAUCACCUAGCAAUGCAUUUCUCAGAACAUAUCCCUGUUGUUAAGUGACUCAUGACUGUAUAUACAUAAAAACAUAUAUAUUUGGUUAAAUCUUCCUCUGUAGAUAGAUUUGAAGGAUUAGCGGUGGAAUUUAUGAUUCUUUCACUCCUGAGUUGGCUGGGAGUAUGAGCAAUGACAGCUUGAGGACUGUCCAGUGACCUAUGUAAAACGAGUCUCGCUUGUGUCAGGGGAGACGUAACUGUUCGGCACAGUGUCCUCUACAGAGAGGCCUGGGGCUGGUGGAUUUGGAACCUAAUCUCUCUUGUUUCCUUAACGUCAGAACUUAGACUGAAAGUACCCUCUAAAGCACUUGGUGAGUCGUAUACUAAGGACAGUACAGCUGCUUUAGAAGUAGAGAAAUGUUUUGUCAGUAUAGGCAAAAAUUUAAUGCAGGCUUUUGAAUAGAUGUUUAAAAAAUAGUCUACCUUAACCACUAUUUUUUUUUUUUUUUUACCAGCCAGUUUAGGAGUUGCAUACAUAAUAUUGAGUGUUUUGUUGUUGCUUUGGUUUUUUUUUUUGGCAGUGGACCCCUAACAUUGUGAGCUGUUACUAUCAGUCUAUCUGAAUGGACACAUAGCUGUGUAAAUAGCUGCUCAUAUGACAUUUCUACUGAUAGCUGUUGGACUUUUUCUUCCCAUUAUGAAUGGGAGAAUCAUUUGUAAACUCCCUUUCUGGGUAGCUACCAAAAAAAAAUACUGGCUUAUGGUCCUAUGGGACCCUGUCUCCGUUAAGCCCAGAAUAUGAGUGCCUUUAGCAAGUUUUAGCAUUUCACAGAGAGAAGAGCUGAUAGAAUUAUUGCCAUUAAUUGCAAUGCAUAAAACAGGAGCUUGGAAUAGCGAAAGUUUGUGUGAAUUCUGUGUUCCACGUCUUUUUUUUUCUUAAUGCUGUCUCAAUUUGAUAUUGAGUAAAACUGUGUCAUUAUUGAUUAGGAAUUAUACACCCUGAAGAUGAGUCCCAUUGUCCCGGGCUGGCAACAGUCACAGAUUAUUUUUCACCUUGAUCUGUGUUACAUUUAUAUGUAUUGACGAGUAGUGUGGUGGGUUGGGAAGAGCUUGAUACUGCUGUUUGGAAAAACUUUAUUCCCGUGGUCUUUUCCAAACUUGUCUAUUCUGUAGAGAGGAGAGAAUUAUGUAUUUGCAAAUGAAGUGUGUGAAGAGACUGCCUUGCACAAUACUUAUUGUGUUAGUUCAUCUCUAUGUUAAAAAAAGGCAUCUUCACAUCAGGUUUGAGGUCUUUUAAAGCAAAAUUUUUCCAUCCUCAAUUAAUUUAAAAUUCUAAGUUGUCUGAGUACUUUGAGUCUUUAAAACACCCUGCUAAAUUAGUUUUAUUAUAGAAAUAUUAACAUUUUCCUCAACGCUUUUUAGUGUGAAAAAUUUCAAACACCCAUCAGAGUUGAAAAAAUUUCACAAUAUAUCUACCACUAGAUUCUACCAUCAACAUUUUACUAUGCUUGUAUUACCAUGUAUCUGUCCAUUUCUCUAUUCAUCCAUCAAUCCAUGGAGUUUUUAUUUUUAAUAUACAUUUUGAUGUCAAUUUCAGACAAUACAUUUCCCUUAAAACAUUUCAGCAUAGGUGUCGUUAACUGGAGUUUAAUAUUUGUUUAAGCAUUAUCUUAAAAAGCAGUGUAUGAAGUUGAUAACCUGAGCCAAUUAACGUACAGUUUUUUCUCCUGUGGACUUUAGCCUUCCAGUUUCUUUUUUUUGUAUGUGCUUAGAGGGAGGGAAGACAGCUUUUCAAACUGAAGUUUUCUGGUGUUGGUCAUUUUAAUUGCUUAGUUGUAAUACAUUUUCAAGUUUCAUGGUAAGAAUUCUUUCUUUACCCCUUUUCUUGUGAUGUAUUUUUGCUGAACUAUGCAGCUUCUUUAAGAAACUGUAAAUUACUGAUUGGGGUUUAUUAAAUAAGCUUAUACCUCAUUUCAACCUACUGCUGCUUUUCUCCAUGUUAUCACAUCUUUCACGACUGUCACCUGUUCUGCCAGAAAGUAGAGAGGAGCAAAGAGUCAAGCCCAUAGAUGGUUAGCUGUUUUAAACAACUCUAGAAGAACAGAUUAAGUAGUUUAGGAAGUUGAAACCAUUCAUUUAUCCAAAGCCUUUGAAUUCCAUGUGAAUUGUAAUUGUCCAUGCGUCCUCUAGCCAUAAUUAGCAGGAUUAAAAAUGAUUGUACUUUACAAUGAGUUGUUGAAAUUGUGAGCCUUAGUAACCAUCUUUAGCUUUAUUCUAGUACUGUUUAGAAAAAUCAUUUUGACAUAUGCCUUUAUUUUUAUGUCAAUUUUUUGUGGAGAAAAUUGGAAGAAUUGAAGCGACUUGCUCCAGGUCGUGAAGAUUCAAUGCAUAAGUCAGAAUUGAAACUUCAAUAUUCCUGAUUCAUAUUCUUGUGCUUGUUUGUUCAUAUUCCUGGCUUCCGAAAUAACUGAACACUUCCUUUGGAGCCCUUGAAAUGAAAAUAUGUAUUUUUACUAAUUAGACUUUCAUUUUUAGGCAUUUUUUGAUUCUUUGAACUUAAGGAUUUUUUUCAUGGUCAUGUUCCUCAUUAAGCCAAGCAAUUGUAAAAAUUUCACUUCGCUGUUGAAUACUAAUAACGCAGGUUUCAUCAGAUUUCUUUUUGUAUUUAAAUGACCUUCAUGAUUCACUCAGUUCUCUUUCUAUGUAAGUGCUUAAGUGACCCCCUCACUAGUGAAAACAAAGGUUCUCUAUCACUGAUUACAUAUAUAUUCUCUACAUGAUAUAUUUUUUUAAGUAAAAGUAACCCCAUGUGUCAGGAUGAAUGAUAUUAUCCUAGGGCAAAGCACAUAUAAAGUUUAUUUCUAUUCUGCAAAUCUGGCAUUUCUGGGAACAAAACUCUUUUAGAGUGGCUGGUCGUUGUUUUGCCUUCUUUUGGUACUUGACUACCUUUCUGUGGUUUUGUAAAUCAGUGUGUCAUUUUGUAAGAAUGUCAUAUUGAUUCUGUGUUCGUUGGUGUUCACCUUGUGCUAUCCUUGGCUCACCAUGAUCAUUUGGUCUGGGUAUGAUGUGUCUGCUUUGAAAUGCCUUACUAGAGAUGUCAGAUCCUGCUCUAACGCAUUCCCUGUAUUUGCUAGGACAAUAAAGUUGCCUCUCUUGGAUGUAUGCUCUAGAUCCAGAAGCAAACUGAUUUUGCCUUCACUGUUAAGGUUGCAUUUUAAUGCAGUUAUUGUUUUAAAUUAGAGAAUAAAAUCAUGAAAAACCAAGGGUGACUUUAGAACCCUUCGUUUAAUGGCAUGGCAAACUUUUAAAACCGCUUUUACUAUUUCACUAGAACAGUGUCUCUGGUAAAGGAUAUAGCUAAAAAACAAAACUGUAUGAAAUUGGGGUUGUUUCCUAAAAUUUUCUCUAAAUGUCAUACAGGGGUUUAACAUCUGUGUAUGCUGUUGGGGCUAAGUGCCAGUCACCGCUUUGGAAAUCUGUGUUCCGGGGCUCUAGAAAUGACGAAAGUGUGGGAUUAAAACCAAUCAACUGUGAAUUGUGAAAUUGAAAUUGCUCUUUUGGUUUUAUUUUCUUCAGCAUAUUGAAUAUAGAAAUUCGAAAGUUAUUUAAAAUUUACCCUGCUUAUGUUGAUGGCUCAUUUUGGCUGUGUACCCUCACUUAUGUACUGAUUUCUGAUAAAGGCUUGACGUUAUUAUAACAGGCAUUUUGUGUUCAAUUUAAUAAAACAGUUUCUGAGUCUUGUC
Molecule: messenger RNA, 8732 nt
Organism: Diceros bicornis minor
Lineage: Eukaryota; Metazoa; Chordata; Mammalia; Perissodactyla; Rhinocerotidae
Gene: ZMAT3
Product: zinc finger matrin-type 3
Exons: 6
Coding region: 395-1264 (289 amino acids)
Molecular function (GO): zinc ion binding; nucleic acid binding
Source: RefSeq, a predicted model, not a curated record